This is a messenger RNA of Micromonas commoda, 432 nucleotides long. RefSeq lists its product with no specific name. The coding region runs from base 1 to 432 and encodes 143 amino acids. The transcript has a single exon. The record is from RefSeq and is a predicted model, not a curated record. Lineage: Eukaryota; Viridiplantae; Chlorophyta; Mamiellophyceae; Mamiellales; Mamiellaceae.
AUGGCGUCCUGCGUCGCCCCCAUCGCGGCCGCGAUCCGCGUCCCGGCACUCGCGCGCCACGCCGCGAAGCCCCGCGCUCGCGCGAUCGUUCCCCUUCGCGCGGUGAACGAAGCCGGCGAGUACAUCAGCGUGCGCGACACCAUCGAGGCCAAGAUCGCCGCCGAGAUCGACUGCGAGAUACUGGUGGUGAACGACGACAGCGCGAAGCACUCGCUGCACAAGGGGAUGCACGACGGGAACGCGAAGACUCACGGCGCCGAGUCCCACUUCUCCGUCGUGGUCGUCUCCGAGUUCUUCGCGGGCAUGAACCCCGUCAAGAGGCACAGGCAGAUCAACGCCAUCCUCAAGGAGGAAUUCGACGCCGGGCUUCACGCCUUGCAGCUCACCACCCGAACGCCCGCGGAGCACGCCAAGGCGACCGGGGGAAAGUGA